UUUUUCGCGGCGUGAUCGGAACCUUUCGUCUAUGGACGGCAUGACUCGGAAUAUAAAUAUAUUUUCGAAAUUAAACGUUGUUUUUGCAAAAGGCGUAUAAAAUUCAUUAUUUAUCUCGGUAAAAAUCUGUCAAAUAAUGCUUAAACAUAAAAAAAUUCCAUUUUUGGAAAAUAUUUCACGGAUCGAUAGCGGGAUUUCCCAUCGAAUGACGUCAUACAUGGAAUUCCUUAUGAAAGUGAAAACAUGAAAUAUCGAGACGGGCGAGGAAGAUACCGCAAAUUUGGUGAGAAAAAGAGGAGAAAUGAAGUAUCCAAGCGAGUAAUUAUUGAGCAUAAUUACACAAAUACUGGGUUAUGUAACGGUAGUGACUGCACAGCUACAAAUUGCAGCAACUUUCACUUUGAACUUGGCGCUAGUGUUAGCCGUGAUGGGUGGAGGGAAGGCAGACGUUUGAUUGAACUUGACAUUUUGUUGAAGAACUUAAAGUACUGUCGCUCUUGUAAGUUAGGACCUGUGCCGUUGACAGCUUAUAACGUGGUUGGUGAGUUGCAAAAGGGGCUUGGUGGAUAUUUAUAUAUGGUUUGCCAGAAUCCUGACUGCAACUUCGUCAACAGAGUGUCAUAUGGCAAAGUACACCGGAUGAAAACAAAUGGAAUGCCAUGUUUUGAUGUCAAUACUAAACUUGGUACAGCUAUGAUUGACAGUUUGGGCGGCCCAGUCCGUGUCAACAAUUUAUUAUCCACUCUAAAUGUCAAGCCUAUAUGUAACAGGAAUCUGAAGAAAAUGGAGGAACGUGCAGGCGAGGCCAUAGAGGCACAUUCUGUGCAUUCUACAAACCAAGCUGCUCUCCAAGCAUUUGAGAAAGAAAUUGAAGACAUUGCACAUCAAGAAUCAUAUGAGGCCCGGAAAUCAAUGGAAGGGAUGUUACUGGAUGAUCUUGGGGUUUGUCCACUACCAGAUGAAUCACCAAACCUUCGUCAACUGUUACAAGAUACAUCAGUUGUUGAGGGGGAUUCAGAUUGGACUGAUGUUGAGUCUGAUACUGAAGAAGGAAAUGAUGGUCCAGCUGACAACAUUCAGAGCUAUAGACCUGUUACAGACGAUCCCUUCAGAACUCCAGAAACAAAUGGCAUACCACAGUCUGUCAGAAAAAAGACAAAGAAACACCAUAUCCAAGAUACAGGCUCUUCAAGCAGAAGAUGUUUGGUUAAGAAAUUCCCUUGCAAGACCAGAAAGGGGAUGAGUUGUGCUGUUGAUACUGCUUGGCAAAAAAAAGGCUUUGAUAGUUUAACCUCACACACGUUCUUUAUGAGCAAGGCAAAGUAUGAAAAGAAAGUUGUGAAGUCUGUUGUAAGUCAUAGGACAUGUGGUACAUGUAACUGGUGGAGACGAAAUAAGCCCGGUCAGCCUGUUAGACCUCACAAGUGUGUACGAAAUCAUACUGGAAGUGCCCGUUUGAUGGAGAGUGUCAGUGGAGAGAGGGGGGUAGCAGAACUUGCAGCAGAAGGAACGCCAGUCGAGUAUAUUGAAGGCGAUGGUGAUAACACCCUGAUAGCUAGAUUAAAAAAGAACAUGAACAUAGACAUGAAAAAAAGUUGACUGCUGUUCGUUUUCUGUUACACAGUUGAUCUUCGGUACUAGGCCACUUUGGUUGCAGUUCUACAGAUGUUAUGACCAAUAUGAACCUUGGAUUGUCACCUGGAAGUCAUACCAUAAAGUACGCAGAUAAAUGUCUCAAGCGACGUCUACAGAAGCAGCAACGCCAACAACUUCCAUCAGUUAAAAGGCGCAGACUUGUUCUGAAACAGGAGC
Messenger RNA from Mercenaria mercenaria, 1812 nucleotides. RefSeq lists its product as uncharacterized. NCBI's taxonomy places the organism in Eukaryota, Metazoa, Mollusca, Bivalvia, Venerida, Veneridae. The record is from RefSeq and is a predicted model, not a curated record. The coding region runs from base 244 to 1599 and encodes 451 amino acids. The transcript is spliced from 8 exons.